AUGUGCACGGUUGAUGAAUCUCGAGGAAGUCCAAAUGAAAGUGACCAUUUAGUGCUAGUGGAUCAUGGGGAUAGCAGUGAACAAAGAGACAAAAUGAGAGAAGAUAUAUUCGACGAUAGGUAUUUCGGACGCCUGCCGGUGAAUGAGGCAGCAGAAGAGCUGCUAGCGCUGGCAAAGAUCGCAUGCCCCAUAAUACUGACGAGUCUACUGUUGUUCUCGAGGUCCAUUAUUACGACGUUCUUCAUGGGUCAUUUCGGGCAAAGUGAGUUAGCUGGGAGCUCUCUGGGAAUGGGGUUUGGAAAUGUCUCAGGCAUCUCACUCAUGAAAGGCCUAUCCGUGGGAAUGGAACCAAUCUGCUGCCAAGCUUACGGAGCCAAGAAAAUGUCAGUAAUCAGUCAAACCUACGUAAAGACUAUAUUUCUCCUAUUUCUUGUAUGCAUCCCCAUCAUAUUAUUAUGGCUGAACAUAGAACCCAUCUUCCUUCUGCUAGGUCAGGACCCAGGUGUUACAAAAAUAGCUAAGGUUUACAUGGUUUUCUCCAUUCCUGAUUUAUUAGGACAAGCUAACCUCUUUCCUUUGAGGAUCUUCUUGAGAACCCAAGGCGUAACCACACCCCUUACAAUAGUUGCCAUUUGCGCAACAAUCCUUCACCUCCCAAUCAUCUAUUUUCUAGCCGUUUACUUGAAAUUAGGGACCAAAGGUGUGGCCUUGGCCUCUGGUUGGUACACCAUCAACAUUAACCUGGGCUUGUUAGGUUACCUUCUGCUGUCAAAAACCCCUUUAAAACCUUGGAAUGGGCCUACAAUUCUCACUCUUUUUCAGGGCUGGCGGCCAUUGCUGGCCCUAGCACUGCCCAGCGCCUGUUCAGUGUGCUUGGAGUGGUGGUGGUACGAGAUAAUGCUCUUCCUGUGUGGCUUACUCAGCAACCCAGAGGCUAGCUUGGCGGCAAUGGGCAUCAUCAUUCAAACAACAGGGUUGUUGUAUGUGUUUCCAUAUUCACUGGGCUUGGGCUUAACAACAAGAAUCGGCCACAGAUUGGGUGCCGGCCAACCUUUGCGUGCCCAAUUGACAUCCAUAGUCGGCCUAGUUGUGGCAGUUGCUUGGGGAUUCUCAGCUUUUGCUUUGAUGGUAGCUGUGAAAUCUGUGUGGGGAAAGCUGUUCACCAAUGAGUCGCAGGUUCUUGUGCUGCUCUCAGCUGCACUUCCGAUUGUGGGGCUCUGUGAAAUCGGAAACUCCCCCCAGACAGCGGCCUGUGGAGUCUUAACAGGUUCCGCACGUCCCACUGUUGGUGCUCGCGUAAAUUUCAUCACAUUUUACCUCAUUGGAUUGCCGAUUGCGGUUCUCAUGGGAUUCAAAUUCAAAAUUGGUUUCCAGGGCUUGCUGUUUGGGCUAGUCGCAGCGCAAGGCUCCUGCAUGUGUAUGAUGGUGUACACACUGAUGCAAACUGACUGGAAGCACCAAACUAAGAGGGCAGAGGAGCUGACUCGAGCUGCAGGAGAGAUGGAUGACCUGGAAGCCACCCUACUUGAAUGAUCUCCCUGCCGGCCGGUCCCCACAAUUAAAUUGACUUCCAUGGAGGUUAACUACAAUACAUACACAGAGUGUCAAAUAUCCCUUUCAUUGAGAGAUUGCAGGGUUAUUGAUGUUCUCUAACAGCAUACAACGGGAGAAACUAACAAUAACUCUCUGUUACCGAUAAUUGAAUCCCUUACUAACUCAUGUAGGAAAGCCAGAAGAGCCUUCUUUUUAUUCGAAGGUGCAGGAAAGGCAGAAGCCCAGAAGCCCAGCGCCACGCUCUACAUACAAUGCCCAAGUCCAAAAUCGCUAAGUAAAAGACAGCCAUUUCUUUGAACUCUCCUGUAGAGAGUUUGGUUUUGUGGAAACAAAAGCUAACAAACCAUGUGUAUAGAGAAGCCAACC
Vitis vinifera (wine grape) is the source of this 1920-nucleotide messenger RNA. Its product is annotated as protein DETOXIFICATION 53. The record is from RefSeq and is a predicted model, not a curated record. The transcript is spliced from 2 exons. Gene Ontology annotation, molecular function: xenobiotic transmembrane transporter activity; antiporter activity. Gene Ontology annotation, cellular component: membrane. Bases 1 to 1533 code for a protein of 510 amino acids. Lineage: Eukaryota; Viridiplantae; Streptophyta; Magnoliopsida; Vitales; Vitaceae. Gene Ontology annotation, biological process: xenobiotic detoxification by transmembrane export across the plasma membrane.